CACAGGACAUUUGAUAGAAACAAAACCAAAAUUCAUACAAGUAGCUGUGCACUUACAUGUCGCGUUAAAUCACAGGUUGUUUUGGUACUUUUCAUAUCGGAACUUUCUGAGCUGUUGCCCCCUGGAUGUGACCAUGGACCCUCUGCUGCCCUUAAACCCGGAGCUCACCGACCCAGAGGCGGACCUGGAGGAGGAAGAGAGGAAGAAGAUUCAGUUCUCUGUACCGUCCACUGUGACUCCUCAACUUGACCCUCGACAGGUGGAGAUGAUUCGUCGUCGGAGGCCCACUCCUGCCACUCUCUUUAGAUUAACAGACCCGCCUUCACCAGAGGAAGACCCACAGCAGUGGGUGCUGACAGACCAUGGAGUCUUGAAGUCCAGAGUGACCCACACCUACCAGCCACCGUCUCUCAAAGUUGUGCAGAAGAUGGCUCAGGCCCACCUCGCCUGUUUACCAUCUAUGGACAAAGACGAUUCUGAUGAAGAGGUUGAGAAAGACUCUGAAGUGCACCAGAAGACUAAAGAACCACAGGGGGAUGUACAGAGACUCCAGGACCGCUCUGAAGAAAGCCAUCAGCCUACUGGUGAAAAAGAACCAUGGGACAAUGGAAGUUUCUAAGAUGAAAAAACAUCAAUAAGGCGGAGGUACUUUACUUUUAAAGAGGAUAUGGUAAAGAAACCUGUCCUAUUCUAAGGGUCAGUUGGCCUUUUUUACGCAUAUAUAUGAAAGCAGCACCAACAAAUAGACUUUUGUGAAGACAAGUUAUGAAUUGUGAUGUCCUAUACUCAGCAUGCUCAUUGGAACAUUGGACAGUUUUAGUAGGCUACUUAUAUCUUAUGCUGUGAUUGAUAAUGUCAGUAUUUCCUGCUUUGACAGUACCACAGUAGA
Boleophthalmus pectinirostris (great blue-spotted mudskipper) is the source of this 889-nucleotide messenger RNA. Its product is annotated as protein phosphatase 1 regulatory subunit 1B-like. The transcript is spliced from 5 exons. Gene Ontology annotation, cellular component: cytoplasm. Bases 134 to 619 code for a protein of 161 amino acids. Gene Ontology annotation, molecular function: protein phosphatase inhibitor activity. Lineage: Eukaryota; Metazoa; Chordata; Actinopteri; Gobiiformes; Gobiidae. The record is from RefSeq and is a predicted model, not a curated record. Gene Ontology annotation, biological process: intracellular signal transduction.